Molecule: messenger RNA, 1989 nt
Organism: Meriones unguiculatus (Mongolian gerbil)
Lineage: Eukaryota; Metazoa; Chordata; Mammalia; Rodentia; Muridae
Gene: Pdxp
Product: pyridoxal phosphatase
Exons: 2
Coding region: 48-926 (292 amino acids)
Cellular component (GO): cytoplasm
Molecular function (GO): pyridoxal phosphatase activity
Source: RefSeq, a predicted model, not a curated record
GCCGCGGAGGGAGCGCCGGGCGCGCGUGCGAGCGGCCAGCCGGCUGCAUGGCGCGCUGCGAGCGGCUGCGCGGCGCGGCCCUGCGCGACGUGCUGGGCCAGGCGCAGGGCGUCCUGUUCGACUGCGACGGCGUGCUGUGGAACGGCGAGCGCACCGUCCCGGGCGCCCCCGAGCUGCUGCAGCGGCUGGCGCGAGCGGGCAAGGCCACGCUGUUCGUGAGCAACAACAGCCGGCGCGCGCGGCCCGAGCUGGCGCUGCGCUUCGCCCGCCUGGGCUUCGCGGGGCUGCGCGCCGAGCAGCUCUUCAGCUCGGCUCUGUGCGCCGCGCGCCUGCUGCGCCAGCGCCUGCCGGGGCCGCCCGACGCCCCGGGCGCCGUGUUCGUGCUGGGCGGCGAGGGGCUGCGAGCCGAGCUGCGCGCCGCAGGGCUGCGCCUGGCGGGGGACCCCGGCGACGAGCAGCGCGUGCGCGCCGUGCUCGUGGGCUACGACGAGCACUUCUCCUUCGCCAGGCUGAGCGAGGCGUGCGCGCACCUGCGCGACCCCGACUGCCUGCUCGUGGCCACCGAUCGCGACCCUUGGCACCCGCUCAGCGACGGGAGCCGGACCCCCGGUACCGGAAGCCUGGCCGCCGCCGUGGAGACCGCCUCCGGGCGCCAGGCCCUGGUGGUGGGCAAGCCCAGCCCCUACAUGUUCCAGUGCAUCACCGAAGACUUCACAGUGGAGCCCGCCCGCACCCUGAUGGUGGGCGACCGCCUGGAGACCGACAUCCUGUUCGGCCACCGCUGUGGCAUGACCACCGUGCUCACCCUCACGGGCGUCUCACGCCUCGAGGAGGCCCAGGCGUACCUGGCGGCCGGCCAGCACGACCUGGUGCCCCACUACUACGUGGAGAGCAUUGCGGACUUGAUGGAGGGGCUGGAGGACUGAGGCCACCUCCCCCACCCCCAAUCCCGAACACAGCUGCCGACCUCGAGUCACGAUCAGUACCGGGCUCCCCGGCACGGCUGUCCGUACCCCAGUGAAGGGAGGCUGGGAGCCAGGAAGGCUUGUGGGCCCUCGCAGCCCUCCCAGCAGUGGCUGGACGCUGCUCGUCAGAAGCUGGCCCCCCACAUCUUACAGGUUCACCCCGGCCCGUCACCUCCCCUCCUUGAACCAUAUAUGGGCCCCAAAGCCAAAUGGAGAAUUCUUCCCCCCCAACCCUGAGUACUUAAGUUCAUCCUCUUCUUUGGGACCUCUAGACUCUGUCCCUAGGUCCCUGUCGACCAGUCAGAGGUCUAGGGAACUCUAGCCCGUUGCCGGCCUGAAUGGGCCUAUGGAGGAACAGCUGCUGGUAGUGUCUCACAGUGGGCCUUCAGUGGGCCAAGUAGGAACUCAAAAAAUGCCUUGCACCUCCCGGAGCCCCAGAGCACCAGUCACAAGGCAGAGUGACACUGAUCUCUGAAUGUCCACCAGGAGGACAGUUAAUAACAAUCCGCUGGCCUCUUAAAUCCCAAAUAGCAUAAUCCACAAGGCCAAGAGACAGGACCCUGUUGACAAUCCUUGCUUGACCGGAUCAGCCAAGGGACCAGGUCCUACAAGGUAGAGUGAUGGGUGCCUGUACUUAGAGCGCUUGGGAGGCUGAGGCAAAGAGGAUUGCUGUGAGGUUGGCGAGCUGCAGAGCGAGGCCUCAUCUCAGAAAGACAAAGGGCCAACUUCAAAGUCCUCCCCUUCCACGGACUGAUCAGCGGGCCCCUCUGUGGUCCUGGGGUGGUGUGGAGAGGCCCUCCCUCCCACCAUAGUACCGUCCACAGCUUGGAAGGGGGCCCUUACGUUGUCCCCGCCUGCAGUCAGUGUUAGCUGUGCCACCUGUCUACCUGCCCGUCCCCAGCUAUUUAUUUGUUUGUUUAUUUAUUGUGUGCCAGUGAAGGUGGGGGCAGGGCGGGACCUUCCCACCACCUCCACCCCUGUUGUAACCAGUCCUUGAACUUAAUAAAACAUGAGUGGGAGUGUC